Messenger RNA from Anopheles moucheti, 984 nucleotides. It is a transcript of the gene mRpL10, whose product is annotated as 39S ribosomal protein L10, mitochondrial. Gene Ontology annotation, biological process: translation. Gene Ontology annotation, molecular function: structural constituent of ribosome. The transcript is spliced from 2 exons. Lineage: Eukaryota; Metazoa; Arthropoda; Insecta; Diptera; Culicidae. The coding region runs from base 53 to 820 and encodes 255 amino acids. The record is from RefSeq and is a predicted model, not a curated record. Gene Ontology annotation, cellular component: mitochondrial large ribosomal subunit.
UAUUUGCAGUCGAUUGUUUUGCUUUGCCUUCUGAUAGAAAAACAGCCGCAACAUGUCCAACUUUAUUAUAAAUGGCCUGUUGCAGUCGCGCAACCCGCUGCUCACAUUUCGUCGGUUCCGUGGAAAGAUCAACAUUCAGCGACCACGGCAACCGCAUUACGAAAGAGCUCGCGUGCUCGAAAUUAUAAAACCGUACUACAAAAAACCCGAAUUUAAUGCUCCGUGUAUCGAUGCCCAACGGAUGAAGGAAAGUAAAACGUUGGACAACCCGUAUGAAACAAUCAUUGCUCGGGAAGCCCGAAAUUGGUUCGAGCACAGCAAACUAGUAGCGCUGCUGCACGUGAAUUCGAUAAGGCAGGAGGAUAUGUUUAAGAUGCAGGUAGCACUGCAUCGACAUAAUAUAUCGGUUAAGGUGUACGGUAAAUCGAUCAUGCGUAAGGCACUUGCAGAUACAAAAUUCGAAGCGAUUAUGCCACUGUUUGAAGCUAAAACAGCAAUCAUCUUUAGUCCUGACGAGCAAAAGAUUAAGCAGGUGCUGAGCGUGUUAAAGAAAACGCCCCAACUCAUCUUGAUGGGUGGAAUUGUGGAGGGUAGAUUGUUAAGUAGAAACGAGUUUAUGGCUUACGCUACCAUGCCUGACCUUACUGCAGUGCGGGCACAGUUUGCUGCGGUAUUAGAAAGUGCUGGUGGUAAGAUUGUAGCAGAUCUGCAGUGCCAUCAGAGCCAGCUGGUAAACAUGCUCGAUGCGUACGCAAAAAACGAUUCCCAACCCGAUAAGAGCAGUUCUGUUAGUGUUGUUGACGAAAAAAAAGACAGUUAAGUCGAGGAGCAUUUAGUUGGGAUAAGUAUACAGUAGAGCAAGAAACCGUAAAACAAUAUAAUGAGUUUAUACUACUCACGGAUUACUUUAUAUCUCAGAUAUUAAUGCAUCACGAAAUUUAUUCAACACUUUUUCAGUCAUUCGGAGCUUUUUGAAAGUAUCAU